Galleria mellonella (greater wax moth) is the source of this 2661-nucleotide messenger RNA. RefSeq lists its product as uncharacterized. Bases 450 to 1544 code for a protein of 364 amino acids. NCBI's taxonomy places the organism in Eukaryota, Metazoa, Arthropoda, Insecta, Lepidoptera, Pyralidae. The record is from RefSeq and is a predicted model, not a curated record. The transcript is spliced from 8 exons.
CGAGCGCGCGAACGUUCGAAGCAAAUAGCAGUAGCGCGCCCUCAACAAGUGGGCUAGCAAAUCUUGGCUAUAAGUUCGGCGGAGUGAUAAAAAUAAAAAAUAAACACUGACUUAAUAUUAUAUAAUUUUUCGUGAAAGUAUCUAUUAAGUGAAAAUAACUUUAUACCUUGUGAAAAGUGAAAUACAUACCUUUAGUGAUUUUAUGGAAAACAUUUGUAAGCUAAAAUUUUUGACGCAGAACAGAAUUAGCUUAAGAUAAUUAUGUAGCGACAUUAGUACAAUAAAAUGUCGUAACGGUUUUGAAACAUGCUAUAAAUAAAAUGAUCGUGAUCAAGAAUGAAAUGACCAACAUUGUGAAGAGUUAAAAAUGUGUACUUGAAAAUAGACAACUGAGUUGCUAGAAUGUUCCCUGAUAAAAGUUGAUAUCGAGUUGCGGCAACCAUAGCAAAAUGGUGGCGAGAGGAAUGAGUCGGGUGCUGUCCAUAUUAUUUAGUACGCUGCUACUGGGCAGAGCUAUAGCAGUUCGCGGUCACACAGAAGUGCGAGUGGAACUUCAAAUGGAACGCUGGGCAGCUCGCGGUGGCUCCGUGCGACUCCGCUGCGUACACGAUGUACCGCCGCACCUACUCGACAAAGUGGUCUUCCUCCGUCACGGCACCAAAAUCUUCCAAUACAUUAGAGACAGGAAGCCGCCUUAUAGAAAUUUUACCACCCCAGGAGCUGUACUCAAUAUUGCCUUAGCAACGGAAAACUCAAUAAUACUACAGAAUCUGGAUUUCGCGGCAAGCGGCAGCUACUCGUGCGAAGUUUCUCUGGAUACACCAAUUUACACCAAAGCUUCGAGCGAGAAGCAGCUCACCGUAUUUCAUCCUCAGAAGCAUCACCCACGAAUUGACUUCCCUACCCACUACUUAAGCUUCGGUGAAACAUUAAGAGCUAAUUGCACCACCGCGCCUGCGCUUCCCGCCCCACACAUCACGUGGUUUAUUAAUGGGAAAAAGAUGGAUGAACUAAUUACUCAUUCACACAAAUUCCGUAUUCCUAUGAGUGAAAAAAAUGGAAGGCGUGGUUUGCAAAGACCUUUCGAACAAGAAACAGUAUUAAGUAGUCCACCAUCCCUUCUUACUCUGACUCAUGCGUCUCAUAUAGCAACAAAACCUCCAGGUUGCAGUCUCAAAAACCAUCAGAUUGCCGAAUUAAAGGACGGUCCCCACAUCGUACAUUCCAUAAGCCGGCACAGAAGUCGCAAACCCAGUAGGGGGCGAGAUUUGUACGUCACUGUAUCUGAGCUACAUCUCAUCGCGACUGGCAGACUUGAGAUCACCUGCGUCAGCACAAUACCAGAAUUCAGGAGUAUAGAAGAUAAAUUCGCUGAUCUCAGAAAUGAUACUGUCAUUGUGGACGUCAUCAGGCCAUCAACGUAUUCUCAACCGUCGGCCAACCUCACAGAACCAGAAUCCAGUUCUUCUAAUUGUAAUAAAUUAUUAAUCCCACACAUAUCAUUAUUUUUAAUUCACUUUUUAAUUCUAAUAAAUAUUGCUUGAUAAAAUAUUAAUGUAGUUCUAAUCUUGUGGGCUGUGAUAAUAACAUACGUUCACACGUAUGUUUGUAGUGCUUAAAAUUUAAACUUAAUCUCGGAUGUACUUAUUCUUUUAACAGUUAAUUUAACAAUCAACUCGAAUGAAAUGCUCUAUCAUAUAGGUACAUAACAACUUCUGAUGAAUUACUCUAUAUAUAAUACGAGUAACAAUGGUUCAGUAUUUCUCUGAUUUGAUGCAAAUUUAACGAAAUGAAGAGAGAAAAAAAAGUUUAUUUUCGAUAUUCAUUUAAAAAUAUAUAAAAAGCAUACUCUAUACUUUAUUCAUGCAAUCUGUAUGAAAUUAUACCCUAUAUUUAUAAGAAUAUCGAUCGAUGAAGUCUUUACUGUAAAAAGUAAUGAGAACAAUGUUUUUUUUUACAAUUCAAAAAUCGUUUUUUUUUUGUGGGACACAGUCUUUAAUUAUGAAUUAAAUGUUUCUUUCUUUUAUGUAGUCUCCCUUAAGCUAGUUUUUCUUUACAUGUCUUUUUAAUUUUCAUUUUAGCCAUAUUGGUACCUGAAUCAGAAACAGUUUCAUUACUAGGUAUAUAUUAUAACAGUGUAUAUUAUUUGUAUUUACACAACUUGGAUGAUACACAAAUAUAUUCAUUUGGUUUAAAGUAGCUAUUCUAUCCCAAAAAUGGUUAUAUUAGUUCUGUAUAAUUGAAGAAAAAACGAUCGUAAUGAAACUGAGGGUAAUGAAUUAUAUUAACUCUUUUUUUAAAUUAUUCAUCCUACAAUCGUUUCUCAUUAAUAAAAUGUACAUUAAAUUAAAAGAAACAAAUUACGUUUAUGUCACCAUUUAAACAAAUUUAAAACAACGGAAAUUACACACAUAAAUCAUCCACUGAAUAUAAUGAAAAAAUAUUGAACCACACCUUUAUUAUUAAUAUAUACCUAUUUAUCGUUUUACAUUAUUUCUAAUAAUACAUUUCCGAUAUGGUUACUGUUAACUAUCUCACUGAAAGGCACACAUUCGAUGCAGGCAGAGUACAUUAUAAACACACAUAAAAAAGGUAUUAUUUACAUUACAAAAGUUGCUGAAGGUAAUUACAAAUUUUGAGAGCAAAUUUAUUUUAUUGUAG